Molecule: messenger RNA, 977 nt
Organism: Megalobrama amblycephala (Wuchang bream)
Lineage: Eukaryota; Metazoa; Chordata; Actinopteri; Cypriniformes; Xenocyprididae
Gene: med31
Product: mediator complex subunit 31
Exons: 4
Coding region: 223-633 (136 amino acids)
Biological process (GO): regulation of transcription by RNA polymerase II
Cellular component (GO): core mediator complex; mediator complex
Molecular function (GO): transcription coregulator activity
Source: RefSeq, a predicted model, not a curated record
GUGGAUAGUAUGCACUUUGGGAUGCAAGGUGGGUAUUUGAACAAGGCAAAAGUCGUGAAGCGCUUUUACGACACGAGCACUCGUUUUCUGGCAAAUAUGGCGUCACCAUAGGUCUUCCCAAACAAAAACGGAAUAUUUUGGUUUAGUAAUCUUUCUAUACAUCCGUUAAAAUAUUGCAAAUUUCAAAAUAUUUCAGCAUCGUUUUCUCUCCCAUCGUUUGUCAUGGCUGGCGUUAUGGAAACAGAGGAGCAGGCAAGAACCCGUUUCCAGCUGGAGUUGGAGUUUGUUCAGUGCCUAGCGAACCCAAAUUACCUGAACUUUCUGGCUCAAAGAGGUUACCUGAGAGAGAAGCCUUUUGUCAAUUACUUAAAAUAUCUACUCUACUGGAAAGAACCAGAAUAUGCUAAAUUCCUGAAAUAUCCUCAUUGUCUGCACAUGUUAGAGCUGUUGCAGUAUGAGCACUUCCGAAAGGAGCUGGUGAAUGCGCAGUGUGCCAAGUUCAUAGAUGAACAGCAGAUCCUGCACUGGCAGCAUUACUCACGAAAGCGCACACGCCUACAGCAAGCACUCGCGGAGCAGCAGCAGCAACAGCAGCCUCAGGCUCCAUCCCAUGGCAACACCACCUCCAAAUGAGACAGUCAGCAUGCUUCUGCUGCCAGUUACUCUUUCACUAGAGUAUUUUUAUAAAAAGUCAUUUUCAAAUGGCCAUUUUCCAGGAUUGGACUUGGACAAAGUGCUAUCUGUUUGCCGCUAAUGUUGUGUCUGUUUAUGAACAACUGGAGAGAGAAAAGUAAAAGAGCUUCAAGAGAAGGUAAGGGGAGAGUGAAACAGAUUGCUGUUGAGCAGUACGUCUUGUCUUACAGUUGCCACCUCCACCUGUUACAUGCUUUAUCUUAUAAAUUUUUGUAUUAUGUUUAUGUAUGCAUUUUGGACAAAAACAGAAACCCAAAUCCAAAAUAAACACAUUUUUAAAGCCA